AUGACAGCACUGUUCGCUCCUGCAGAAGCCAGUGUGAGACGGCUAACCGCCAACAAACAAUCCCUCUGACUCGAGAAAUCGUAUGAUCGGCUGUGAUUAGAGAAAAGGCGACCAACCACUACACUUUAAUUACGAUUGACGUUUCCCUCUCUGCCUGUGUGAGCUGGUGAAGAUGGUGAAGCCAGACAUCCACACUCUGGCCCACCACCUGAAGCAGGAGAGGCUGUAUGUGGCAUCGGAGAAGCAACUCAUCCAGAGGCUCAACAGUGAUGUGCUGAAGACAGCAGAGAGGCUGUAUCGAGCCGCAUGGAUCGCCAAGCAGCAGAGGAUCAACCUCGAUCGUCUUAUUCUCACCAGUGCGGAGGCCUCUCCGGCUGAAUGUUGCCAACAUGCCAAAAUGCUGGAAGACACACAGUUUGUUGAUGGCUACAAGACUCUGGGCUUCCAGGAGACCAUCUAUGGCGAGUUCUUGGCCAGGUUAAGGGAGAACCCUAGACUGGUGGCUUCCUGUCUAGUGGCAGGAGAAAGGCUUAACCAGGAGCACAACCAGGGUGUCACCCAUACAGUCUUCACCUCGCUUUAUGGCAACUGUAUUAUGCAGGAGGAUGAGAGCUACCUGCUGCAGGUGUUGCGAUACCUGGUGGAAUUUGAGCUGAAGGAGAGUGACAACCCUCGCCGUCUACUGCGACGGGGAACCUGUGCCUUCAGCAUCCUUUUCAAGCUCUUCUCCGAGGGCCUCUACUCGGCAAAACUCUUCCUCACUGCCACUCUCCAUGAACCCAUUAUGCAGCUGCUGGUGGAGGACGAAGACCACCUGGAGACUGACCCCGCCAAGGUGACAGAGCGCCUCACUCCGGCCCAGCAGGAACGCUUCGGAGAGAAGGGAUCUGAGGGCUACAAACAAAGGGUGCAGGCAGCCGUGGAGGCCAACGAGGCCAAGCUGGUAGCUCUGGUCAACAAGUUCAUCGGUUACCUGAAGCAGAACACCUACUGCUUUCCCCACAGCCUGCGCUGGAUUGUGUCGCAGAUGUAUAAGACUCUGUCAUGUGUGGAGCGUCUCGAGGUGGGCGAGGUGCGCACCAUGUGCACUGACCUGCUGCUGACCUGCUUCAUCUGCCCAGCUAUAGUUAACCCAGAGCAGUAUGGUAUCAUCUCAGACGCCCCCAUCAAUGAAGUAGCCCGUUUCAAUCUAAUGCAGGUGGGGCAGCUUUUGCAGCAGUUGGCCAUGGCUGAUGAUGAUGCAGACCCAAGGCGGAAAAGCAGUUUGUCCAAAUUUGAUAAGAGUUGUGUAGCUGCAUUUCUGGAUGUGGUGAUUGGAGGGAGAGCAGUGGAGACCCCACCCAUGUCCUCAAUGAACCUUCUCGAAGGCCUCAGUCGGACUGCGGUGUAUAUUACGCACAAUCAGCUGCUCGUGCUGGUGGACUUUGUGCGGAAUGUGAUGGCAGGAGACCACCUUCGGGAGGAGGAGCACAUGGCUCUGGAGACACUGGUUGCCAACGUGCCCCAGUCUCGAACUGUGAAGAGCAACAGUCUGGAGCUCACUCCCUCCAACACCCCCCAGCUCUCCCCGGCUACCACUCCUGCCAACAAGAAGAACAGGCUCCCCAUAGGACAACACUUAGCCGCUAUAACAUCCUGGGACCCCACAAGCACCACUCUGUCUGCUCACAUUCCAUUAGUAACCCCUUUUGCUGCUCGCAGCCGUAGCCGUACCAACAUAGCCCAGGAGGGGGAGGCAGAGGCCAGCUCCCAGGAGUCCCUGCAGGAGCUGAUGCCAGAAGAGGUGCUGGUGAUUUCACUAGGAACUGGUCCACAGUCUGUCCCUGGGAUGAUGUCAGAGAAUGAGGUUUUGAACCUGCAGAUGGCUGAUGGGGCCCAGGGGGAUGGCCAUGCAGAUGAUACGAAGCUGCAUGGCAAACCAGACAAAACCCUGCGCUUCUCGCUCUGCAGUGACAACUUGGAAGGCAUCUCAGAGGGUCCAUCCAAUCGUUCUAAUUCUGUGUCAUCUCUGGACCUGGAGGGAGAGUCUGUGUCUGAACUGGGAGCUGGACCAUCAGGGAGCAAUGGAGUGGAGGCGCUACAGCUUUUGGAGCAUGAACAAGCCACUACUCAGGACAACCUUGAUGACAAACUGCGCAAGUUUGAGAUCAGAGACAUGAUGGGUCUGACAGAUGAUCGGGACAUCUCUGAGACGGUCAGCGAAACCUGGAGCACCGAUGUGCUCGGCAGUGACUUUGACCCCAACAUGGAUGAAGAUCGGCUGCAGGAAAUAGCAGGGGCAGCUGCAGAGAACAUGCUCGGCAGCCUGCUGUGUCUUCCUGGCUCGGGUUCAGUACUGCUGGACCCCUACGGCUCCACUAUCUCGGAGACUACAAGCGAGGCCUGGAGCGUUGAGGUCCUUCCCAGUGAUUCAGAAGCGCCAGACCUGAAACAGGAGGAGCGUCUGCAGGAGCUGGAGAGCUGCUCAGGGGUUGGCAGCACCUCCGAUGACACAGAGGUCAGAGAGGUCAGCUCGAGACCCAGCACACCAGGCCUCAGUGUUGUCUCAGGCAUCAGCGCAACCUCAGAAGACAUCCCCAACAAGAUCGAGGACCUGCGGUCAGAGUGCAGCUCAGACUUUGGAGGGAAGGACUCUGUGACCAGUCCAGAUGGGGAGGAGUCAGGCCACGGAGCACACCAUCUGACAUCUCCACCCUCACAGGCCGAUUCCUUACUGGCCAUGUUCGAUCCCCUCUCCUCUGGCGAAGGCUCCUCCACUGGAACAAUAGUGAGGCCCAAAGUGCAUUACGCCAGGCCCCCUCACCCUCCCCCCGAUCCUCCCAUCCCUGAAGCCAGUGCCCUGGGGCAGGAGACGCGCCACUCUCUCUUCAUGCCCCACUGCCUGGCCCAGGCUGAGCUGGAGCACACCAAGCAGCGCCACUCCUUCCCUGACAGGCUGGUCCGUAGCCGCAGCUCUGACAUCGUGUGCCCAGGCCGCCGCCCCACAAGCGACCCCGGCCUUAAUCGGCGGGUCACGGCUGAAGAGCGCGACCCUGCCGGGGCCUACGCCUUAGGGCCGUCCUCGUCCCCUAGCAAGGACUCCCUGAAAGGAGAGGUUGAGGACAGGAAAGACAGUGAUGAUGAGAAGUCUGAUCGCAACCGGCCAUGGUGGAAGAAACGUUUUGUGUCAGCCAUUCCCAAAGCUCCGAUAGCGGCAUUUCGUAAAAGGGACAAGCAGGAGAAAGACGACAUUGUCCCAGAGCGUGUCCCGCAAGAUGACCCGUUGCCCAGACAUAGCUCUCAUGCGCAGGCAGCUGAAGACAUCCUGGACAAGUACAGGAACAUCAAGAGGACCAGUCCAAGUGAUGGAGCCACAGGUGGAGCUUCUUACGAUGGUACAGGAGAUCUUUGUGUUGAGGACAGCGUGCACGACUCUCCUAGAGAAGACACUUUGCAGAACAUUUCCACAGAUGACCUCCCAGACUCAGCCAGCCAGACAGCACAGCAACAUGACUCCAAGUUCUCUUUCAGUGAUGCAAAGAAGAAGUUGCGGUUGGCGUUGUGUUCUGCAGACUCAGUGGCUCUGCCCAUCAUGGCUCCAGCAACAACACGAAAUGGGCUGCCUGACCACAUGGACUCUGAAGACAAUGAGAUCGUCUGCUUCCUGAAGGUCCAGCUCGCCGAGGCCAUCAACCUUCAGGAUAAGAACCAGAUGGCCCAGAUCCAGGAGACCACGCGCUGUGUCAGCCGCUUCGACGCACGCACCUGCAGGAAGCUGCUGGCUGCCAUUGCGGAGGAUUACAGAAAGCGGGCACCAUACAUAGCUUAUCUAACCAGGUGUCGUCAGGGCCUGCAGACCUCUCAGGCUCACCUGGAGAGGCUCCUUCAGAGGGUGCUGAGAGACAAGGAGGUGGCUAACCGCUACUUCACCACCGUCUGUGUCCGGCUCCUCCUGGAACACAUGGAGUCCAGGAUGCUUGACUUCAUAAAAGCGUUCCAGGGUUGCACGGCAGCGGAUGACAAGACAGCCGCAGUGGAGGAUUUUCUGCGCUACUUGUAUGGCGCCAUGGCCCGUGAUGCCAUUUGGCAGUACGCGAGCGAGGACCAGCUGCAGGACGCCCAGAUGGCUAUCGAGCGCAGUGUUAUGAACCGCAUCUUCAAACUGGCCUUUUACCCUAACCAGGAUGGAGAUAUUCUCAGAGACCAGCUUUUCCAUGAACACAUCCAGCGGCUCACAAAAGUUGUGACGGCCAAUCACAAAGCACUUCAAAUCCCAGAGGUUUACCUGAAGGAGGCUCCUUGGCCCUCUGCACAGUCUGAGAUCAGGACCAUCAAUGCGUACAAGACGCCACGAGACAAAGUCCAAUGCAUACUGCGCAUGUGUUCCACCAUCAUGAACCUCCUCAGCCUGGCCAACGAAGACUCCGUCCCUGGAGCGGAUGACUUUGUCCCUGUGCUUGUCUUUGUCCUCAUAAGGGCAAACCCGCCCUGCCUGCUGUCCACCGUUCAGUACAUCAAUAAUUUCUAUGCCAGCCGGCUGAGUGGGGAGGAGUGCUAUUGGUGGAUGCAGUUCACCGCGGCGGUGGAAUUCAUUAAGACCAUCGACGAUCGCAAGUGAAGCAGAACAGCCACCUGUAUGGGCAGACUGCGGGGGAAGGAGCCGGGAGACUGGGAGACUUCCCAACCAACUGCUCCCUCUGCAGAGCUUAUAAAACCUGGCCCUCAGCCUGCUCUUUAUUUGUAUAGCUUGUACAUAGCCAGAGACGUUGAAAGAGUACAAAAUAUAUAUUACUGUAUGUAUGUGGACAAAUCCGGGUUUAAGCCGUGCUGAAAAAAAAAACGGCCUUGGGGAAAUAAUUGGCAAGAUGUUAACUCUGAACCUGAUUUUUUUUUUUUUGUCCUUUUUGUCUCUUCAAUCAUGUUUGGGGUCUGUAUUAGAAAUUUUAUAUAUAUAUAUAUAUAUAUAUAUAUAUAUAUAUAUAUAUAUAUAUACACACAAUUACCAAUAUGACAUUAAAUCAAACCUAAAAGAUAAUCCUAUAUAAAGGGACCAGACUUCCUUGAUGUGAUCACUGAUCUUUUUAUUCCCCCCCUGAGUGAGAGGGAAGGGCUUCCAAUUAAAUUACGGUAUAAUGUUCAUUAAACGCAUUGUGUCGUCGGGGAUUUACAGUGCGUGGUGGUUACGGACGGGAUUUAGAGACUCAUAAACAUUUGAGAUCAGUUCUCAAUAACCAUACCACUCAUAAGUGUAUCAAACAAGUAGGGCAGCUUAUUUCAUGAAUUGUUUACUUCGUCUUAUUCCCAAAAAAACACGUGUCAGUGACAAUUUGGACGUAAGGGCCCACAUAUUUAUAUGAAAUAAAAAUGUAUUUAUUUCUGUAAUUCUAUUUGAUGCUUUUGUUUAUCUAAUUUUAAAGAAAAAUGCAUAUCAUGCCCAUUCAAGAUGUCUGAGGCAAGUGGUGUAACUAUAAAUAAAAUUUUCUAGAAAAGCUUGAGUUAGGAAGGCACCUUAGCAGAGUCGGUGGGGAUGCUGGGGCAUUACGAUACAGGGUCAACUCAUGCACAGUAGCGGUGGCAUUUGUGGAAAUAUUGAAAAUUGUGCCUUUGAUGCAGGGCGCUCUGUACAGGUAAUUAUUUUUGACUAUUAUUUUUUAACCCAGCAUAGAUAUUAUCCCCAACCCUACACCCUCUCCACACACACACACACAAGCACGCACACUCCAAUGAGCCAACCACGUCUUUGUCCGGCCCUCGCUGCAGGAGGGCAUCUCCACAUCACUGAUUGUCAUGGCUCAGUCCCUUUAAUGCACUUGAGUUUGAACAAACAUCCCCUUUGGAGAUCCUACCUCAAAGUUGAAACCAAUGACCCUGAUUAUGACUGUCCUGAAUUGGUUGACAACGGAGUACUGGAUCAUAUUUUUGCACUGCUAGGAAAUCGUAAAACAGCGCGGGGAAGGGAGGAAAAAGUUUGGCCUGCUGUGAUGCUUGUUCACAUCACCCUUAAUUAACACAAGCCUUUGUUAGCGAACAAUUUUAGCUUCUAAUCUUAUACCUGAGAUGCCACAUGUGUCCACAUGGGCAGAUGAGUGAACUAUUGGAUAUUAGCUCUCUACCUCCUCAUAAGUUCAAGAAAGGGACUCGUGUUUAUGUGCACUUUUUUUUUGUUUGUUUUUUGUUCUCUCUCCCCAAUUUGACGUGCUGUGAUAUCCCAGUGUCAUUGUAACUUUCCAAAUCUAGUACAAGCAUGUCUUUAAUUACCCAAAAGUGACUACAAACCCCUCUCUCUCUCUUGCUUCAUUUUUGUGCACAGACGUGCCACGUGUAUUAUAGUUUUCGAUAAUCCAUUCACGGCGACUGACCCGACAGCACAAUACACAGUAGGAUAGAAGAGCAAAUAAUCAACUCUAUUGACUUGUUACUGACUUGCAGUUUAUGCUAAAAAGUGGUUGGUGUAGUACGUGAGUGUGUUUUUUUAUCUAGUGAGUGCGCGUGAGACGAUGGUGUGAUUGGUUGACCCUCUGCCUCCUCUUGCAUUAAGUCACUGAACGGUCUGUACAUUCUCAAUCAUGAUAAACCAGUAGAAUAGGAUUAGCAUCUGCCCUACAGGCCAGUAAUUGAACCUGCAAGAGGAUGCAAAGCUUCUCUUUGUGUCCGUGAUACUUGCAUAUCAGAACUCGAUGAUUUAUUUUGCACAAAACAGAUGUGUUUUCCUGAGAAAAUUGACAGGGAGCAGUGCAUUUAAAAAAAAAAGAAAAACGUCAUUACGUCUGGCCUUUGCAGUCAUUUAACAUAUUGUAAUUAGAAUAAAGCCGGAGUGGCUGGAGUUAAGCACCCGGCUGUUGCUUUUUCAAGCUUAUGUGCAACAUCACAAAUGCAUUUUUUUAUAUCCUCCUACAGAAGCACCAGAUUCGUACGUGCAGUAGACUUCCUUCGCAGAGUCUGUGUAAUCAAUUUGAUGAGAAAACCAUGCACUGGAAAAUCAAGUUGCAGGUUGCAUCUAUACUAAUUAGGUUUAUGUGAUGUCACUUUAAUUGGAAAUACAUACUGCACAAAUCUGAUGAAAUUAUUUGGACCUGGCUUAUGUUUCAGCGUCGCAGCAGCUACAGAUGACCCCCGUGAAGUACUGAUCAAAACACCAGAUUAUUUACACAAAUAUAUUUAUGACUGUGAUCGCAACUGUAAUUUUAGCUCUGAUUGUAUGCAAACCACUGGGCAGUGGUGUCAAGUGAGCAGGCUAAAGAGUCGGCCUGUUCUUCAAAGCUUUACUGCUCUGCUCCCUGUGCAAUUGAGUUGAAAAGCUGAGCAGAGAAAAAAAGAAAAGAGUUUUACAUCUUACAUCUAAUUUUACAUUUAAUUGUAAGCUUGCACAAUUAUGACAUGCGGGGAAAGCCGGUUUGUCUUUACUGUGAUUAAUGCAUUAUGUAAUUCUUUAAAAACAAUAAAAGAAGCAGAAGUUUU
Messenger RNA from Plectropomus leopardus (leopard coralgrouper), 7437 nucleotides. The record is from RefSeq and is a predicted model, not a curated record. NCBI's taxonomy places the organism in Eukaryota, Metazoa, Chordata, Actinopteri, Perciformes, Serranidae.